Notechis scutatus (mainland tiger snake) is the source of this 527-nucleotide messenger RNA. It is a transcript of the gene RNASEH2C, whose product is annotated as ribonuclease H2 subunit C. Gene Ontology annotation, biological process: RNA catabolic process. The record is from RefSeq and is a predicted model, not a curated record. Gene Ontology annotation, cellular component: ribonuclease H2 complex. Lineage: Eukaryota; Metazoa; Chordata; Lepidosauria; Squamata; Elapidae.
CGAGGCGCGCGAGGCUCUCCAUGGCGGGCGAAGAGCGGGGCGCAGCGCGGCUGGCGCUGGCUUCCCUGCCGGGGGCGCCCCGGGACCCCCUGCAUCUUCUCCCUUGCUCCGUCCAGCACCAGGGCCCCGCCGCCGUGGAGCGCUACUUUGCGCCCGCCGUGCGCCGCCAUCCAGAGGGGCCAGACGGAGAGGCCUCGGUGUCCUUCCGUGGCCGAAGCCUGAAGGGGAAGGAAAGCUGUCUUCCCAAAGGAUACGUCGGGUUAGUGCUGGAAGAGGCCAACUUAGGCCUAACGUCCAAGGAACGGGAAGUGGGUGUGAAAUCGACUUUCAGUUCCCUGACAGUGUGGAAUCUCGAACGGACACCAAAUCACAGCGAUGAAAUCGUCAUGGCUCUCGCCUGGCCAGCGAUCGCUCGAGGGAUCCAUGCCCCCGUGGCCGAUGAGGAGUGAGGAAGACCACAGCAUUGUCUGAAGGAAUCUUGGAGAGAAAAAAACACGUUGUGCUCGGACUUUACAAGGCGGACUUGG